This is a messenger RNA of Fonticula alba, 1564 nucleotides long. RefSeq lists its product as hypothetical. The coding region runs from base 6 to 1556 and encodes 516 amino acids. The record is from RefSeq and is a predicted model, not a curated record. NCBI's taxonomy places the organism in Eukaryota, Rotosphaerida, Fonticulaceae. The transcript is spliced from 4 exons.
CCGGCAUGUCGCCCGGGCCCGAGUCGACGACGUGCGAUUGCGCCGGCGACACGCCCGGCGAGGGCUGCCGCAGCCGGGUCCUUCUGGCGUGCUUUGCCCCCGGGGCCAGCCGGGCCCUGGCCGAGGCAGCCGCGCGCACUCUCAAUGCCCACGUCCGGCAGCCGCCCCCGCCGGGCAGCGGGUACCGGCCCGAGGCCGACCCGCCGGACGCCGACCGCCCGGAGGAGGCCCGCUCUGCCUGGACCCCGCCGGAGUACGUUGUCCGAGCCCUGGAGCAGGCGCGCCUCCGGCACCGGCUCUAUUCGACCCCCAAGAAGCCGAUCGACUUUUUGUACAAAUUCUCGGUCACCGUGGAGAACCUCCGGCUGGUGAACGCCUCGAUCAGCGAUCUGCGCGUGGUCCCCGGCACCCGCCUGCUGCCCUUCAUCUGCGGGUGCUACUCCGAGGACAUGGUGGCCGAGUGCCACACGCCGGAUGACGUCGCACACCCGGACAACAUCCCGGCCACCUGGAAGCUGAUCACCCUGCGCAUCUUCGGCCUCGGGUAUGUGCACGACGCGUCCGGGUCCUCCUCGGCGCGCAUCGUGUCCACGCACCUGCUCGGGGUCCGGGGCUGGCCGGCCGCGUCGGGCGGCCUGCGCUACUUCGGCCCGGCCGAUCGGCCAUGCAUCCACUACUCGCCGUCCGAGGCGGCGGCGGGCCUGGCCGGUCUGCGGCCGGGGGCCGGCCCGGACCGGCCGCCGGCCCACUCGGCCCCGGGCCGCCCCGCGCACCGGGACCGGCUGUCAUGCCACUCGCGGGAAAGCCCCUUCCCCGGGGUGGACUGGCUGCACAUGGACCCGUAUGUGGCCCUGUGCGGCACCCGGCCCCGGGACUUUGUCCACAUCGCGCGGCUGUGCCUCGGGCGCCUGUACGCCGGGGAGCGGGCCGGGCACUUGACCGGGUCCUUCUCCGCGCGGAGCUCCCUCAUCGCCUCGCGGCAGCACUCCUCCUUCCAAUCGCAGCACCACCGCUUCAAGGCGGACGCUCGCCGGCCCGUGCCGGGGCCCUUGACGCCGCGCUCGCGCGCGUCGCGGCCCGGCAGUCCCCUUCGGGCGGCCGGCGUCGCGGCCGGCACCUCGGCCCCGGGCUCGGCCCGCGCCCCGGCCCCCGCCCGGCCCGCGCCGCCCUACAACCCCCACCAGUAUCCCCUGCUGGCGGAGCUCUUUCUCCAGCCCCUGGCCCCGGUCGAUGGCGAUGUCAUGGCCGCCCUCCAGACGGUCUCGCUGCUCCGCAAUGAUGGCACCUUCCCCUCGGUCAUUUCACGCGCCGAGCUCCAGGGCCCCCUCCUUCACACGUAUCGGCGCUUCCUCGGGUCCUGGCGCGUGGCGCGGUCCAAGUUCACGGUCUUUGCCUUCAUCGACACCCAAGGCAUCAUCCUGCUGGACAAGGUGUGUCCGCCGGCCGCAUCGAUCUACGCCUCGUGCGAUGCCCUGCUGGGCCUCAGCGAGGGGGCGCGCGCGUGCCCGGACCGGUCGCCGCCGCCCCCCGACCGCGAGUCAAAUAAACCAAGCUGACAUGCCCC